CUCGUGGGACCCCCGGUCUCGGGUGGCCUUCCCCGGGUCCAGGAGCCAUGGAGCCCACAGCGGGUGACUUACAGCUUGUGCCUGGGGCGGCAAAGGAAGUCCCGGCUCCCGAUGCCACGUGCUGCCGUGUGGCCCUCUCCGCUGUGGUGGCCACCGGCAUUGUCAUGGUCACCCUGGGAGUCCUCGUGGCCUCCCUCUCUACACAGGGUGUCGACGUGGAGCACACGGCUGAGCUGCAAGGGGUCCAGUAUGCCCGCAGCUUGCAGCAAGAGACCUCAGAGUACUACCGCACGCUGACGCCCACUCUGGAAAGGCUGUUUGUGAGCAGCUUCCAGAAGACAGAGUUGGAGGCCAGCUGUGUGGGCUGUACCGUACUAGGUUACAGGGAUGGGAAUUCCAGUGUCUUCGUGCAUUUCCGGCUACACUUCUUGCUGCAAGCCCUGCAGUCACUGAGCCUGGGCCUGGAGGAGGAGCUGUUGCAGCAGGGACUCAGAGCAAGGCUGCAGGGGCAUGGUAUCCCCCUGGCUGCCCACGGCACCAUCGUGUCCGCUGAGCUCACAGGAAGUCAGAAAGGGCCACUGACGGAAAGAGACUUAAAAUCAGCAGGUAUGUCCUACCCUCUCCCAUGGAGCUCCCUGCCCUCUGCCGAGUUUCUCCGAUUGCAGUCAUGUGGAGAGGUUUCCCAAGACUUCUUUCCA
Molecule: messenger RNA, 698 nt
Organism: Leptonychotes weddellii (Weddell seal)
Lineage: Eukaryota; Metazoa; Chordata; Mammalia; Carnivora; Phocidae
Source: RefSeq, a predicted model, not a curated record